AGAGUUGAAAAACGAGGAAGAAGAUGAAGAAAGUAAUAAGUUUCAAAACGUGAAAAAUACAAACGCGGUGACGAAAACACGAUCAAUCACUAUCUUGGGAAUUGGAAUAGCCAUUUUAAUGGCGAUUUAGAGAGCGACCGACCAUACCCAUCUGGCUUUUCAGCCUAAGUUCGGCCAAAAUCCUUCGUCCCUUUAACUCUUUUUUUCAUUUUCUAUAUUUAAGCAAGGAGAUUGAGAGAUAUUUAGAGUUGAUUUGUUUUUGGUUUUUGCCCCCAAACUUUGCUCUAUAACCAUAAAAAUUUAUCUGGUCCUUACAAGGGCGCGCGUCUUCUUUUCACCGCUUAUCUCUGGAUUCUUAUCCAUUUUCUGAUUUUCUGUUGCGACUUUGAAGAAUCUAGGAGGGAAAAACGGGGAUAAAAUUAUAUCCGAAUCCCGGUAUUCUUUGAUCCCUUUCCGUUUCUUACUCCGUUUCUCAGUUGGUUUGAUUCUCUUGGUUCCUUUCGAUUCUGUUCUUUCUUUUUUUUUUCCUUGUUUGCUCUGAAACCCAUUUACCCAAAUUUGUUUUUCUUUCGUAUCCAUUCGCUAUUUGGCUUUGUGGGGUCAUUUCGUUUUCUUGAUUUUGAGGGCUAUGGCGGUGGAUUCGUACGUUUUGGAAACGGCGGAGGCUUCCACUGCCUACGAUUUAGUGUUUAAGGUUUUAAUGUUUGUUGCUCGUUUGUGGGUGGGGAUUAUUGUGGGGGUGUUGGUGGGAUGGAUUUGGAAACCUAAAUGGGCUAAUUCUGGAAGAGUUUUGUUCAAUUCUUCAAAGUUGAAGAAUAAUUUGCCGUCGUCGUCUUGCUUCGUGGGAUCAAUUUCUAGAUUGAAUUCUUUGAAAAUUCAGCUACCCAGAUGCUUGAAUUUGACGUCAAAUUGUGGAGAUGAAAAAGAAGUUCUAGCUGACUCACCAACCCCUUCCAUUUCCAGUUCAUCCAAACUAGAAGGCGAAAAAAUAGCCCGGUUAACGGAGGAGGAUUUAAAGAAUUUAUAUAGGCUUGUUGAGGAGAAAGAUGGAGGCCCUUCAUGGAUUCAAAUGAUGGAUCGUUCUACUGCUACCAUGAGCUAUCAAGCAUGGCGGAGAGACCCCCAGACGGGGCCUCCGCAAUAUCGAAGUCGAACGGUUUUUGAGGAUGCAACCCCUCAGAUGGUAAGAGACUUCUUUUGGGAUGAUGAAUUCAGAAUGAAAUGGGAUGACAUGCUUAUAAGUGCUCAAACUUUGGAGGAUUGUUCUGCCACAGGAACCAUGGCUGUCCGCUGGGUGCGCAAGUUCCCAUUCUUCUGUAGUGACCGAGAAUAUGUGAUUGGAAGAAGAAUCUGGGAAUCAGGACAGUCCUAUUAUUGUGUGACGAAGGGCGUACCUUGUUCCUCAAUACCUAGACAGAAUAAGCCAAAACGUGUUGACCUUUACUAUUCAAGUUGGUGCAUCCGUGCAGUUGAAUCGAGAAAAGGGAACGGCCAGAUGACUGCGUGUGAGGUGUUAUUAUUUCACCACGAAGACAUGGGUAUUCCAUGGGAAAUUGCAAAGCUCGGAGUCAGGCAAGGGAUGUGGGGAGCCGUCAAGAAGAUUGACCCUGCUUUACGUGCAUAUCAAAAGCACAGGGCAACCGAAGCCCCACUUUCAAACAGUGCUCUGAUGGCUAAUAUCAACACAAAAAUCAGUAUUGACUAUUUGAGAUGCUCAGAAGAUGCAUCUGAUGAUUCCUCAGACAACAAAACCUUAGAAGAGCCCUUGGAAAAACCAGCAAGGAAGAACUUGUCUAAGCUUCUUAUCGUCGGUGGAGCUAUCGCCCUUGCUUGCAGCCUCGAUCACGGCCUCUUAACAAAAGCAGUUGUAUUCGGUGUUGCCCGUAGAUUUUCAAACAUCGGAAAGAGAUGAUCAUCACCGCAACAAAUCUCGUAAUCAGCUUCAGUUUAGCAUUGGUUUCUUGACACAUAUAUGAACACCCCUUUGAAGAAAGCUUUGAAGGUGGUAAAAUUUUUAAUUUUUCCCUCUUGAGUUUGUAAAAAAAGAAGCUUUAGAAUUGGGGAAGAAGAGAAAAGGGUUAAAAGGAUUAAAAAAAGAAAAAAAGAAAAAAAAAAAAAGAAUUAGGCCUCAUGAAUAUUAUUGUAUGGUUGUAUUUUUCUUUUUCUCAUCUCAUCUUCCUGUUAUUUUGAGAUGUGAUGGUGAUGUGUUUGUAGAAUAAAUAGGGGAAAGUAAGAAGCAAUGUUGGGUUGCUAUUUUAUUAAA
Molecule: messenger RNA, 2263 nt
Organism: Cucumis melo (muskmelon)
Lineage: Eukaryota; Viridiplantae; Streptophyta; Magnoliopsida; Cucurbitales; Cucurbitaceae
Exons: 6
Coding region: 629-1912 (427 amino acids)
Molecular function (GO): lipid binding
Source: RefSeq, a predicted model, not a curated record